Penicillium brasilianum is the source of this 1857-nucleotide messenger RNA. The record is from the annotation of a GenBank genome assembly. NCBI's taxonomy places the organism in Eukaryota, Fungi, Ascomycota, Eurotiomycetes, Eurotiales, Aspergillaceae.
AGCGCAUAUCCCUUGUUUCGGGCUAUUGAUCGUAAGGCUCGGGAAUUAGUUUUAUCCUUGUUGCCUCGACCCAAUCAGACCUAUUUCCGUAAAGCCCGCAUAGCCCCCAAUGAAGCGCUUCGUCAAGUACCGCGUGCGCAAACAACGUACAACAGGACGAAGCCCACUCAUGUUCAUCGCUCCUUUGUUGGUCCUCUCAUCAGGGAUAUGUGGUAUUUAACACGGAGACUCCAAGUUCCUUCGCUCCCGCGUUCAAGUUUCUUAUCCAUAUAUUCCCCUGCGGGAAAAGUGUGCUAUCGCCUCGCAUCUAAAGGCAACAUGGCGCCCCCCAGAAUCCUCAUUGUUGGUUGUGGCAUUGCUGGCCCAACGCUGGCAUCGUUCCUGCUUCUGGCCGACAUCCCCGCCGCCCAGAAGCCUCGCAUUACCAUUCUGGAGCGCGAGUCUACGCGCAACGCUCAUCUGCGCGGCCAGAAUAUUGACAUUCGCGGCGCGGGUGUAGCCAUCAUUCGCAAGCUUGGACUCGAGACACAAAUUCGUGCUUCUACUACUGGAGAAGAAGGCGUUCAGCUCGUCGAUGAGAACAAUCAUGUCUGGUCACAGAACCGCGCGGAUAAGAGCGGAGAGAUACAGACACCAACGAGCGACAUUGAGAUCCUCAGAGGUAGACUGGCUGAACUGUGUUGGAAGAACAGCCAGCGUAUCAGCACUGAAGCCGAGCGUGAAGGCGCCAAUGGUAUCGUGUACAUAUUUGGAGAUUAUCUCGACGAGAUCAAACAGGAUGACAACCAGGUGCAUGUACACUUCGCCAAAAGUGGAGAGACGAGAAGCUUCGACCUUCUAGUUGGAGCCGAUGGUAUGCAGAGUCGGACACGGAGGACAGUCUGGGGCGAGGAAGGUGAGAAGGACCGAUUGAAGCGGAUAGGAAUGUUUGCUGGCUUCUUCAGUAUCCCACGAGAGGAACAUGAUGGCAAGUGGAGACGGUGGUUCCACGCCCCUGGUCGACGUGGCAUCAUGUUGCGACCAGAUAGCCUCGGCGUGAGGUCCACUAUCUUCAUGUAUGUGGUGAAUGAAAAGGACCCGAGGUUUGUUGAAGUUGAGACGAAAGGAAACAACGGUGCCGAAGCCCAGAAGGCACUCUUGGAGGAAUACUUCAAAGACGCCGGUUGGGAGUGUGACAGAAUCAUCCGGGAGAUGAAAGCGACCGAUGAUUUUUACUACAACGCCCUCUCUCAGGUGAAAAUGGACAGCUGGACAAGAGGAAGGGUGGUGCUCCUGGGUGAUGCAGGGUAUUGCCCCUCUCCCAUCUCCGGCCUAGGCACAACCGUGGCUUUCAGCGCUGCCUACAAGCUAGCAGGGUACAUCCAGGGGUAUAUCAAGGGAGAAGAGCCGGACCCUUUCGCUGCUCUUGCGAAGUACAACGAGCAAAUGAGACCUAUCGUCAAAGAGUGCCAGGAGCUCGCACCUGGCCAGCCGUAUAUUAUCAAUCCCGAGACCGCUUGGGGCGUCUGGGUGAUGCGAGUGCUCAUCCGGUCAUUAUCAUACACCAGAAUCAUCUUCAUUCUGGUCAAAUUCUUGGGGAGAAUUCUCCAUCUCGGACCUCAAGCAGCGGAUUACGUCAAAGUUGAAGACUUUGGCUUUAAAGAGAUGUCCGAAUGGGGGAAGGAGAAUACUGAAAAGCGGAGUUAAGGAGUGGAGUUUAUACUUUGAUUCUACCGGUCGGUUUAAGAAAUAUCCCUAAUUCAGUCUAUUAUUCAAGACGGAGAUCUUGGCUAUAGCUACUACAUCAAUGCGAAUAAUUCAGUGAAAACAAUAGCCGUGUUAGAGGACUUUCAAAAAGACCAGCUUCUAGAAUUUAAG